AUGUCAACAGCAGGAGUUGCUGCUCAGGAGAUUAGAGCCCCUUUAAAAACUGGAUUUCUACAUAAUGGCCAAGCCAUGGGGACCAUGAAGGCCUGCUGGCGCAGUCGAAAUGAGUUUGAAAAUAACUUUUUAAAUAUCGAUCCAAUAACCAUGGCCUACAGUCUGAACUCUACCGCCCAGGACCGGCUCACAUCUAUUGGGCAUGCUUCAAAAUCAGCCCCAAUGAAUGGACACUUCUUCGCAGAAAAUGGUCCACCUCACAAGUCCAGCUUGCCACCUCUUAUCAUCCCCCAAACUGAAACCUUGGGUCAACAUGAAGAGGACCAUGUUGUGUGUGGUUUCAAGAAACUGUCAGUAAAUGGAGUUUUUGCUUCAACUCCGCCACUUACACCCAUAAAAAACUCACCUUCCCUUUUCUCCUCUGGAGCGCUUUGUGAGCGGGGUUCCAGGCCCCUUCCCCCACUGCCAAUCUCUGAAGACCUCUCUCUCGACGAGACUGACUGUGAGGUAGAAUUCCUAACCAGCUCUGACACAGACUUUCUGUUAGACGAUUGUUCACUUUCUGAUUUCAGAUACGGGGUUCCAGGCAGGCGCAGCUUCCGUGGAUGUGGGCAGAUCAAUUACGCAUAUUUUGACACCCCGGCUGUUUCAACAGCUGAAAAUCUUAACCUCGCCUCCGAACAAAAUGGAUGUGUCCAAAAUGCAAAUCCCCCUCCAUCUCAGUGCCAUCGAAGACUAAGAAGAUCUCAUUCAGGACCAGCUGGGUCUUUUAACAAGCCAGCCAUUAAAAUAUCCAGUUAUCUACACAGAGCGUCUCCCAACUCUGAUGAAGACAAGCCUGAAGUUCCGCCCAGGGUUCCCAUACCUCCUAGGCCAGUCAAGCCAGACUAUAGAAGGUGGUCAGCAGAAGUCACCUCCAGUACCUACAGUGAUGAAGACAGACCUCCCAAAGUGCCACCAAGAGAACCUUUAUCCCGGAGUAACUCCCGCACACCAAGUCCUAAAAGCCUUCCAUCUUACCUCAAUGGGGUCAUGCCCCCUACGCAGAGCUUUGCCCCUGAUCCCAAGUACGUCAGCAGCAAAGCUCUGCAAAGACAGAACAGUGAAGGAUCUGCCAAUAAAGUUCCUUGCAUUCUGCCCAUUAUCGAAAAUGGGAAGAAGGUUAGCUCAACGCAUUAUUAUCUACUACCUGAGAGACCACCAUACCUGGACAAAUAUGAAAAAUUUUUUAGGGAAGCAGAAGAAACAGGCACAAGCAGCCCGAUCCAGCCCCUCUCUGCUGACUGCAGUUUUGUUCCGGCCACUGAAAAACUGGACUCAAAAACAAAGCUGGACAUUGGUGGCCAUGUGAAGCGCAAACAUUUAUCCUAUGUGGUGUCUCCUUAA
This is a messenger RNA of Elephantulus edwardii (Cape elephant shrew), 1386 nucleotides long. It is a transcript of the gene ERRFI1, whose product is annotated as ERBB receptor feedback inhibitor 1. The record is from RefSeq and is a predicted model, not a curated record. Lineage: Eukaryota; Metazoa; Chordata; Mammalia; Macroscelidea; Macroscelididae. The coding region runs from base 1 to 1386 and encodes 461 amino acids. Gene Ontology annotation, biological process: regulation of keratinocyte differentiation; negative regulation of epidermal growth factor receptor signaling pathway. Gene Ontology annotation, cellular component: extrinsic component of cytoplasmic side of plasma membrane. The transcript is spliced from 3 exons.